This is a messenger RNA of Musa acuminata subsp. malaccensis (wild Malaysian banana), 548 nucleotides long. The record is from RefSeq and is a predicted model, not a curated record. Lineage: Eukaryota; Viridiplantae; Streptophyta; Magnoliopsida; Zingiberales; Musaceae.
ACAUAGCUUUGUGGUCGCUCACUAACUCGAAUGAGAAGGGUUAUCGAACGCCGUCUCUAAACGCCUGCCGUCCCGAUUCUUCAGGAAGGCGGCUCCAAUGGCGAUGCGGUGGCUGGCGAGGACGGCGAUGCAGUUACUGCCGGAGCAGCCGGCGGUGCGCUCAUUCUCCUCUAUGUUGCCUUCUGCGUUUUCGGAGGCGUCGGCUGCGAUUGGUUCAGUGGUGCCGUGCGGUCGCGGGGACAAAAAGACGAAACGGGGGAAGCGAUUCAAGGGGUCGUUCGGCAAUUCGCGGGGUAAACGGAAGAAGAUGAUCCAGCGCAUCAAGGACCGCGUCGAGGUCCCCAGGUCUACCCCCUGGCCCCUCCCUUUCAAACUUAUAUGAAACCCCAACUCGUAUCUAGGUCCGGGUUUUGUUCCACUGUAAAAGAUGUGACUUUUCUCUUCAUGAUUAAUAUGUUGUCGUACCAACUUUGUUGCUUUUGGUUGUGACAUAUGAAUCUUUGAUGGCCUAUCGUUGUGAUAUUAAGUGUACUGAAAUAAGUUCUCCA